Molecule: messenger RNA, 378 nt
Organism: Cooperia oncophora
Lineage: Eukaryota; Metazoa; Nematoda; Chromadorea; Rhabditida; Trichostrongylidae
Source: the annotation of a GenBank genome assembly
CUGCUCUGCGUAAUCCAAUCUGUAGCAAGUGAAUGCAGGGCUUCCGGCAUCCGAUUUGAAGACGUCAGCGACCUUCCGCCUGAAAUUCAGAAGAGGCUCAAAAAACGUGUUCCUGGCAAACAGUUGGGUCCUGGAGAUAAAGUCGCAACAUAUUAUGUGACUGAUGCUGAUAAUACGAACGGAAGGUGGAAUGUUCGCAUCGAUAGGGAUUCGGAUGAAGAAAGCGUCUACUUCACAGUGAAGAUGCAAGGUGAAAAGAUGAGAUUUUCCAAUUCAAGCGAAUCUGACUUCCUCAGUGGUUAUCAGGGCUGCCAGGAAUCUAUUCUCGAUCUGCCAAAAAACUCGUCACUGCAAGUAAUUAGCGACUCUGAAGAAUAA